This is a messenger RNA of Diabrotica balteata, 522 nucleotides long. Lineage: Eukaryota; Metazoa; Arthropoda; Insecta; Coleoptera; Chrysomelidae. The record is from the annotation of a GenBank genome assembly.
AUGGAGAAAAACAUGGCAAGAUAUGAAAAAAAUGCAAAAGCAAAAAAUGCUACUAUAAAACGAAACAGAAAUAUGACGGGAGGAGGUCCAGCAUGUUCCAGCACUCUCAGUGACGAAGAAACUGAGGUUUUAAGCUUGAUUAGCCCUAAGCAGACUGAUGGGAUUGGUGUUGAAGAAACCCCAUUAGAAUUUUCUUUUGUAGAACAAGAAAGAAUAGAGCAAAAUAUUCUGACCGAAACUGAAGAGAAAAACAAUGGGGUCCACAAGGAACACAACUACACGUUGGAAUAUCCAAUAAAAAAAGGAAAAGGUACACCUCAACCACCGAGAAAAAUAUCGAAGACUGCUCGGCUACAAACUUCACUUGCCUUAAGUCAGCCACAUCUAGCUUCCAUGAAGCAAAAAAAUGACAUUGAAGCAGCCUACUAUAAAAACAAAAAUUUAAUAGAUGGGCUAAAAAUGAGGGCUCACCUACGGUCAGAAAGAUUUCAAAAUGUAUGGUCGAGACAACUAAAAAUGUAA